Physella acuta is the source of this 2187-nucleotide messenger RNA. RefSeq names its product arrestin domain-containing protein 17. Gene Ontology annotation, cellular component: cytoplasm. Gene Ontology annotation, biological process: protein transport. The record is from RefSeq and is a predicted model, not a curated record. NCBI's taxonomy places the organism in Eukaryota, Metazoa, Mollusca, Gastropoda, Physidae.
AACAAUGGCGACCAAAUUUGCUUCACUGUGUUUGACUAAUUUUGUCCUAAAUGAACAGUCUAUACUCUAGUUUGUUCAUACAUCUUAAUUUUAAAGUAUUUUUCAAACAGUCACACGUUUCAUUAAUCCAUGUGGCCUGUGUGUAUUGUAAUGACAGAUCAUGAAAUUAGAUGAGUUUCAGAUUUGCUUUGACAACCAGCGAGGUGUCUUUUGUGCUGGGGAGAAUGUUUCUGGGAAUGUUGUGGUUAAGCUGACAAAACCAAUGAAGAUGAGAUGCUUACAACUUUAUUUUGAGGGUCGAGCUAAGUCCCACUGGGAAGUGAAGCAUAAUCGCAAUAAAACAGACUACAGAGCAGAAGAGAGUUAUAUUAGCCAUACAGUCACAUUAUUUGGCACAGGACAGAACAGUACAGAACAUCCUGCAGGAAUUCACUCGUAUCAAUUUGUCCUUCCGCUGUCUUCAAACUUGCCUUCAUCGUUUGAAGGGAAGAAAGGCUAUGUGAGAUACUUCUGCAAGGCAACCAUCAACCGACCCUGGAAAUUUGAUGAGCACAUUAAACGAGCAUUUACUGUAAUUCAUCAUUUAGAUUUAAAUGCAGAGCCUACUGCCUCAAUGCCUGUGUGGGGGGAGCAAGAGGAAACUAUAGAAGGAUGCUGCUGCUCAUCAGGUGUUAUUCAAGCUCGAAUGACUCUAAACAAAACAGGUUUCGUACCUGGUGAACCAUUGAAUUACACUGUUGAUGUUUUCAACCAAACAGACAAUGAUGUAACAGGGCUUGAAGUUGAUCUAAGACAGGUUGUAACAUAUACUGGCUAUUCAGACAGUAUUUUUUCUCAUGGACUUCCAAAGUACCACACAAAAACAAACAACUUUUCUCUAUUUACUGAAUCAUUCCAUGUAAAGAGGCAUUCAGAGGGACACAUCAGCCAAUCUAUAUGUAUACCUGCAUUGCCACCAUCUCGUCUUGAUGGCUGUAAAGUUAUUGAUAUCUCUUAUUUUGUUUAUGUACGACCUGUUGCAAGAUGGUCAUCUCUGCAAAUAGAAAAGCAGAUAAUAAUUGGCACUAUACCACUGCAAAGUCCGUUAGACCCUGUGCCAUCUUAUGGUGAAGUGUUCCAUGCUCCAGUCUCACCAUCUGCCCCUCCAUUAGACAUAGCCCCACCACCUUACCAGGAGCCACCCCCUACCUAUGAAGAGAGUGUGUUUGGCCAUGUUGAAAUUAGAGAUGAAAAUGAUGACUCACAUACUACUGGUAAUAUGUCUUGGGCGCCAUCUUAUCCAUAUUAUCAGUGGGAUCCAAACACCAGGCAUUUUCAGAUGAUUGCUUCCAUGGGUGGGGGUGGUGGAGAUGUUGGUGCUGCACCAGUUGCCAAUCUUGCUAUGUCCACACCGUGUCCACCAUACAAUCAGAUCUAAGGUGAUCAGUUUGAUGUCUCACAUAGCUUAGAACAAAAGAAAUACCAGUGACUAUAUGAUAUCACUUCAGCUUUGAUUUCUCAAUACAUUGACCAACAGAAUUUCUGGUUAAUAUCCUCCACCUUAUGGAAAUAAUAAAAAGAUUUCUGCAAUGCUUGUGUGAAAAUUUAAAAAAAAAAAGGACCUUUCAUCUCAUCGCAUAAAACUAAAACAUUAACUGCAAUUGAUAUUUUCAAUUACAGUCUGGAUGAGCAACAAUUAUUCAACAUGCUUUAAUUCUUCCAUUGAGAUUUACUUACGGUGUAAUGAUGCCUAUAAGAAGUUGUCUCCCUGGAUUAGUCUUGUGAACUCUUUUUCUCUAGAACUUCAACAAAGAAAAAAGAACAUUACAAGUAUCACAAUACUAAUACAACUUCAUAUUAUCAAUUUGCAAUAAAACAAAACUUGAUGUUAAGCAUCAGUAGGAACAUAGGGUAAAUAUUUAUUUUGCAAAUAAUUUAGCGUCUUUUAACUCCAUGUAAUAAUUACAUGAUUUAUGUGGGGUUUUUUUUUAUAAAAAUGAACUACUUGGACUAGAAUCAAUUAUCUACAUAUGCAUACUGCAGGGUUGAUUUUAGAAAAGGGAUCUCUCUUUAAAGUAUUUUCAUUUUAAAAACGUUUGAAAUUAAAUUAAGGAGAAACUUAAAAAAUUCAUGUUUAGCAUAAUUUACCAUAGUAUGGUGUUACUGAGAACAUUAAGAUAUCCACUUGAUUAAUCUUACAACUUUUUU